Adineta ricciae is the source of this 1434-nucleotide messenger RNA. Lineage: Eukaryota; Metazoa; Rotifera; Eurotatoria; Adinetida; Adinetidae. The record is from the annotation of a GenBank genome assembly.
AUGCAUUCUGGUGAAAUAUCUACGUCCAAUACAAAGAAACACCAUCGAAUUCAUCCGAUCAAUGAUGCAAGUUCUUCGACGAAUGAUCAUCCAAAAGCUCAUACAAUCUUGAAUCUUUUGCCGAAUGACGAAGAUGUAUCGUUGCCAUCUCAUCCCACAAAUCAACGAACCUAUUCGCAAACAUCAAACUCAUCAUCGUCGAUCGACAUUCGAGCAACAGACGUUAUCAAACGCAUCACAAGUCCAUCGAGCACAGUGUCAACUACGGAUGAAAUACUUCCUCAAACAUUCUUCCGUCGUAUGUCAGCUAGUUUUCACAUGAACUCGUUAGUAGCAAAUACAAACUCAGCAUUGGGACCAUCGGCAACUGUUCUACCAGCGGUACACGAUGUAAAUUCAACGAUCAAUGCCGAUGAGAACUGUGCUCAUUCAAUGAUAACGACGAUUACGAAUGUAUAUAACAACACCAACGAAUGUGAAAUCUGUUAUUCAUCAAAUGAAUGUGAAAAUUUACAAAUGUGUAAACAUAGUUUCUGUUCUACAUGUUUACAGACGUAUUUAAUCGAUAAAAUACGAAACGGUUGUCCAGGAUUACUAGAAUGUCCACAUAGCGAUUGUAAACAAAUCGUGCAUCCAAACGAUAUCAAAAGAAUACUAAAUGAAGGCCAAUUGUACGAACGGUACGAAUUAUUUAUGCUAAGACGAGUUCUACAGAAAAUGCCCGAUACUCGAUGGUGUCCUUAUCCGAAUUGUAAUUUUGCUAUCUUGGUUGAAAAUGCACGCAAAGCAAGUAAAUUCGAUUGUCCAGUUUGUAAACAACCUUUUUGCCAACGUUGUUCACAAAUCUGGCAUCCGAACUUAACGUGUGAACUGGCUUCCGUUCAACGUGCUGCUCAAGAUCCAACUCUGGAAAUGUUAAUGAAAUCAAGUUCAACUGGCGGACACAUUCGACCAUGCCCACGUUGUAAAAGUCCAAUAGAAAAAUUGAAUGAUGGUUCGUGUAAUCAUAUUCGUUGUGCCAUAUGUACAUGUGAAUUUUGUUGGUUAUGCAUGAAAGAAGUUGAUAAUUUACAUUUCAUUACGCCAACUGGUUGUACAUUUUACGGACAGAAGCGUUGGUCGAAGCGCAAAUCUAUCUUAUUUCUAAUCCUCUCAUGGAUUUUGACCCCAAUUCUUGCAAUAUUAUUAAUCAUUCUAGCUAUUCCAGUCCUAUUAAUAUUAUUACCAAUAGUGAUGACAAGAAAAUUCUAUCAGCACACAGUUGAUAUACAAAUCGGCUCCUGUCGCCGAUUUAUUCUCUGUACAUUUGUUCUAAUUAGUACGUUUAUUUUAACACCGUUAAUUUUACUACUCGCUUUAGUUAUUGGUAUCCCAUUGUUGAUUUUUUUUAUUUAUUUUUAUAUGCCAAAAAGAUAUAUAUCAGCGAAUUUCUAG